Psilocybe cubensis is the source of this 1077-nucleotide messenger RNA. RefSeq lists its product as uncharacterized. The coding region runs from base 1 to 1077 and encodes 358 amino acids. The record is from RefSeq and is a predicted model, not a curated record. The transcript has 3 exons. Lineage: Eukaryota; Fungi; Basidiomycota; Agaricomycetes; Agaricales; Agrocybaceae.
AUGCCUUUAGAAGCACACGACUAUCUGGUCUCUCAAGGAUGGGGAGGAAAAGGAACUGGGCUUCGACAAGGAGCUAUCUCCAGACCUAUAGCGAUCCCGAUGAAAAAAAAUCUAGCAGGGCUUGGAAAGGAUCGUGACGAAGCGUUUCCCUUCUGGGACCACUUGUACACCGCGGCUGCGAAGUCCAUUACGAUUAAAUAUGUCAGCGACGACGAAGGAGACGGUGGCGAGGCGUCAACUUCCAAAAGCGCACCUUUGAGGAAGACUGCUACUGGAAUUCUUUCCACUCGCCGUCCCAUCGAUGGAGCUCCCGCGCAUUCAGGCAAUACAACACCAAAUGAAGGGGAUUCAGAUUCCCAGACCCCCCGUCUGUCUUUGAUGGCGCAGGCUCAGCGUGAGGCUGCCAAACGUCGAUUGUACGCCAAUUUCUUCCGAGGGCCCGUUCUUGGACCUGAAGCUAUAGCCGAGGAAGAGAAACGACUUGCCGACCUUGUUUCGAAAACGUUUGAAAAGCAACAUUCUGCUGUUCAGAGCAUGAUCGUGACAGAACACAUUGAAAUUCAGACUGCUACUGAUAAAAUGGUGAUUGACCUCGAGGUUUCCAAUUCGUCAACCGGAAAAAGGAAGGUUCACGGCGCAGAGGAGGCAUCAAGUGAGGAAGAGGAAGAUGAGGCAUCAAGAAAAGAGCGUAAACGGAAGAGAAAGGAAGAGAAGCAGAUGAAGGAAAAGAACAUGGCUAAACAGAGGCGAAGGAAGGAGAAGAGGGCAAAGCAAGAAACUGCUCUCGAGUCCUCAGAUGAUUCAUCCCAUUCACCUUCAAAAAAGAGCGAUUCUGUCGACAACAUCGAACGUCGGAGGAAAAAGGAAGAAAAGAGAAGAAUUAAAGCACUGCGAAAGCAACUAAAUGUCGUCAACAUAAAACCUACAGAUGCGGAAAAGGCUGACUGUAAUGGAACAAAAACCAAAGCCUCGAAACAGAAACAUUCAAAGUCACCAAACGCCGACAAAGAGGAAAACGAAAAUUUUGACAAGAAAAGGAAGAAACGGAGACGAAACAGCUCUGACGAGUCUAGCUAG